Messenger RNA from Eremomyces bilateralis CBS 781.70, 1813 nucleotides. RefSeq names its product FAD-linked oxidoreductase. The coding region runs from base 148 to 1590 and encodes 480 amino acids. NCBI's taxonomy places the organism in Eukaryota, Fungi, Ascomycota, Dothideomycetes, Eremomycetales, Eremomycetaceae. Gene Ontology annotation, molecular function: FAD binding; proline dehydrogenase activity. The transcript is spliced from 4 exons. Gene Ontology annotation, cellular component: mitochondrion. The record is from RefSeq and is a predicted model, not a curated record.
AUCUACUCCAGUCCGAAUACUUAUUUAUUUCCCCCCCAUAUAAUGCGAGCGUGUACCUGGAUCUUUGAUUCAACUGCAAUUUUCCAUAAUCUUCCAUUCUCCACACACGCUGCAUCUAGCUGAUCUUGAUCAGCAGCCCGAUCAGUAAUGUCGUGGAGAGGUCUGCCUACUGCUAUCAUCUGGAUCUCGCGAAGGGAAUGUGCGGGUGGCGUACGGAAAAUCCACACCAGCAACAGGAAGACCGCAGCCACCGCUUCCAUCGGAACUCUUCCUGGUGUCGUAGCCAAGCCGAAAUCCUACAGCUCGAAUUCGUCGAUCACUCCACUUUCAAUUCUCCCAACACCCAACGUCCUUCGAACCUACCUCAUCGCUUCAGUGACAGCUUCACCCCUCCUGUUGCGAGGAUGUUUUGCAGUACUCAACCGUCUUCUGGAGUCGAAGUCCACUAUCAUUGACGUGGACAGAAACCCGAUACUCCGGCAGAUCUUCAAGCAAACGCUCUAUGCCCAGUUCUGCGCCGGUGAAACCAAGGAGGAAGUACGCAGAACGACAUCGGCAAUGAAGAGCGUGGGCUUCGAUGGCAUUAUCCUGGAAUAUGCCCUAGAACUCUUGCUGGAUGAAAAAGCAACCAAUGCAGUCGACCCGGAGGUCACAAAGAGCGAGAUUGCCACUUGGAAACAGGGGAUGACCGAUUCCGUGGACAUGACGGACUCCGGCGAAUUCGUCGGGCUGAAGUGGUCGGGCCUGGGUACUGAAGCCUUACGACUCCUCCGAGGCGGCCAGCUUCCAUCACCGGCCAUGGAGCAAGCGAUCCAUGAGAUAUGCGACCACGCUGCAGCCAAGAACGUGAAGCUUCUCCCCAGUGCCGAAGAAGAGUCGACGAAUAUUGGGAUCGAUCGAUGGACUCAAGCGCUGCAGAAGAAGUACAAUCGAGACAGGUCCAAGGGAGCGAUCCUAUACAACACCUACCAAGCGUAUCUCACAUCCUGUCCCGGAAAACUGGCUCGUGGCCUUGCGGAGGCAGAGCAGGAGGGCUACACGCUCGGAGUGAAGCUGGUGCGCGGCGCAUACAUGUCCUCGGAGCCCCGGUCCAAUAUCUGGUCGUCGAAAGAGGAAACGGACAAAGCAUACGAUGAGCUGACGGAGAGCCUGAUACGCCGAAAGUACCUAGGAAGGCUCCAGCCACACGACGGAUCCGAGGGCCACGCCUUUCCCAACGUGAGCAUCAUGCUUGCCACUCACAACCAGACUUCCGUUCGCAAGGCGCAAGAGAUCCGGAACGAGCUGGCGACGAAGGGUGAGCAGCUGGGAGAGCUGGCUUACGCGCAGCUCUAUGGCAUGGCGGACGAAAUCGGUUGCCAACUGGUGCAAAAUUCGAAGGCGGCGAAGCGAGAGAGAGAAACUAUCGGGGUACAGCUUGAUAUGCCGAGGACAUUCAAACUGGUGGCUUGGGGCACGACGAAGCAGUGUCUGCAUUUCCUAUAUCGGCGAGCCAGGGAGAAUCAGGAUGCAAUCGCCAGGACAAAGGAGACCAAGCAGGCGAUGUGGGAGGAGCUGGUUCGGCGGAUGAAGGCACUUGUCGUCAAGUGAGAGAGGGUUGUCUAUUCUCAAUUCCCACUGGAAUAUCCUUUGUCGCAUUCCACGAACUUAUCACCGUGCUUCCCCCAUGGGAAAUGAGCGAUCAAGUCGUACGAAGUCUGGUCGAUGCGGUUCAUCGACCCGGUCACGUCUGUCACGCUGUCCACGCAAUUCGGGAUUUUCAAUCAUGAGAGGCGUUCAGGCGUGAGAAAAUCGGAAAACUUUCCCAAAGAUU